GAAUAAAAUAUUAGUUACAAUGAAAUAAAAUUCAGUGGUGAGUAUAAACAUGGUUAAAAAUUUGGUGCAUGGGAAAUCUAGUUAAUAAAUUUCUCCUAUCCUAGUGGGGGAGGAUCAUACAAAGAAAACGAAAACUGAAUAGAUGGAUUAUGGAUUGAAAAAAGCAAUUAUUUUUUAAUGUAUAAUUAAAUUCACUUGAAAUUUAUUAGGUCAUGUUAAGUUAUAAAUCAAGGUGAAUAUUUAAAAGGAAAAAAGGUUGGAAGAUGGGAUAUUUUAUUUAGGAAUAAUUCUACUUCUUUAUUUUAAUUAAUGUAUUUCGAAAAAAAGAUAUUAUUUUUCAUUUAUAGCGGAGGUGGAUCAUAUAAUGAACAAAAUAUGAAAACUGGAAUAUGGAUUUAAUUGAAUGAUUAAUUUCAUAAGUAUUGUAAUUAAUCAUUUUAGUAAUUAAUAAUGCACAAAGGCGAAUAAAAAAAUAGUUUAAAGAUAGGUAGAUGGAUAAUCUAAACAAUAUUUUCAAAUAAAACAAUUUAAUGAUAAUCUUAACAAUUUUUAAUAUUUAGUAGAGGCAAUGGAUGCUAUGAUGAGAAUGGAUUGAAUUGAGCGAC
Paramecium sonneborni is the source of this 605-nucleotide messenger RNA. The record is from the annotation of a GenBank genome assembly. NCBI's taxonomy places the organism in Eukaryota, Ciliophora, Oligohymenophorea, Peniculida, Parameciidae.